Schistocerca americana (American grasshopper) is the source of this 753-nucleotide messenger RNA. RefSeq names its product homeobox protein H2.0-like. Gene Ontology annotation, biological process: central nervous system development; regulation of DNA-templated transcription; neuron differentiation. The coding region runs from base 1 to 753 and encodes 250 amino acids. The record is from RefSeq and is a predicted model, not a curated record. NCBI's taxonomy places the organism in Eukaryota, Metazoa, Arthropoda, Insecta, Orthoptera, Acrididae. The transcript has 5 exons. Gene Ontology annotation, molecular function: DNA-binding transcription factor activity, RNA polymerase II-specific; DNA binding.
AUGAUGCAGAAUCCGCUGCUGUCGUACCCGGCGUUCAGCCACUUCCUGGAGCUGCGCCACCACCACCACCAACAGCAGCAGCACGCCCAGCACAGCCACCAGCAGCAGCACCAGCCGCAGGCGACGGCGGCCUCCGGCGCGGGCGCGCCGCCACCCCCGCCACCCCCGCCGCCCCCGACGACAUCGUUUUUCAUGUACGCCGCGGCGGCAGCGGCCGACGCCAUCCUGGGGCUGCGCGCCACCGACCUCAGCACCGCCGCCUCCACCGCCUCCGCCGCCGCCACCAGGACUGCCGGAUCCGCCUCCGCAGUGGCCGCGUGUCGGAGGACCAACCCUUCUGCUUCGGGUGAGAAGGGCGGCGCCGGUUCUUCGGAGGGCCGCAAGCAGUCGGCUGGGAAGUGCAAGCGCGUGCGCACCAUCUUCACGCCGGAGCAGCUGGAGCGGCUGGAGGCGGAGUUCGAGCGCCAGCAGUACAUGGUGGGGCCCGAGCGCCUCUACCUGGCGCACGCGCUCCAGCUCACUGAGGCACAGGUGAAGGUGUGGUUCCAGAAUCGACGCAUAAAGUGGCGCAAACAGCACUUGGAGCUGCAGCAGCAACGGCUGCAGCAGCAGCAGCAGCAGCCGCAGGUCGGCCGGCUGGAGGCGUCCACGCCCGGCGACAGCGACGGCGACAGCUGCAACAGCGGGCCCGACAGCCCCCCACCCCCACCCCCACCACCGCAGCAGCAGCAGCCAGCCUUCCCCACGCAGUAG